AACAAAGUAGUCUCCAAAUCAAGCAACAAGAUGACGAACCUUGAGUGGUUUACAAGAAUGCUACUUUCUGCCUGCCUCUUUGCACUUCUCUCCACCGCUGAAGCAAAUCAGGCAGAUAAUCUUCGCAACUUGCUCAAGUCCAGAUGGUCAGAGGAGCAUCCUCCACCACAUUCACGAGCUAAAAUACACAACACAGAAGCAUAUUCGUCAGUGUACAUUGGAGCACAACAUGGUUUGAUGGAAGCUGACAGGCUUGGUGCAUUGCCUGGCCAACCAGAUCACGUCAAUUUUAACCAUUAUGCAGGCUAUGUGACUGUUGAUCGUCUGGCAGGAAGAGCUCUUUUCUACUACUUUGUUGAGUCACCAGAGAACUCUUCAACCAACCCUUUGGUUCUAUGGCUGAAUGGAGGACCAGGGUGUUCUUCAUUCGGUUACGGAGCAAUGAUGGAACUAGGACCCUUCAGGGUAAUGAGUGAUGGCAAAACACUCUUCCUAAACAAUUAUUCAUGGAACAAAGUGGCAAAUGUAAUCUUCUUGGAGUCACCGGCUGGGGUAGGCUUUUCAUAUUCGAAUAUAUCCUCUGACUAUAAUUAUACAGGUGAUGCUGCCACCGCAUUUGAUUCCUACACGUUUCUUGUCAACUGGCUUGAAAGGUUCCCACACUAUAAAUCCCGAGAUUUAUACAUUACCGGAGAGAGCUAUGCGGGUCACUAUGUUCCUCAACUUGCAAAUGUGAUUCUGCUCAACAACCAAAACAAGAAAACAGUUAUUAAUCUUAGAGGCAUUGCGAUUGGGAAUGCAUUUAUUGAUGAUAAAGCAAAUAUGUUGGGGCAAUUUAAUUAUUACUGGACUCAUGCUUUGAACUCAGAUGAAACAUAUAAGGGCAUUUUCAAGAACUGUAACUUUGUGAACUGGACACUUUCUGAAAAAUGUUGGGAUUUCAUUGCUGAUUCUCGCUAUGAAAUUGGUAACAUAGAUGAUCACAACAUCUAUGCCCCCAUUUGCCAAAACUCUGAACGGAGUAUAGGCAAACCUGGUUCGGUUGAUAAUUUUGAUCCCUGCUCAGAAUCGUAUGUGGCUUCUUAUCUGAAUACCCCUGAGGUGCAAACAGCUUUCCAUGUAAAACCUACAACAUGGACUCAUUGCAGGCACUUCCAUAACUGGACUGAUAGUCCAACCACCGUCUUACCCCUCAUCAAGAGUCUAACGGAAAAGGGCUUAAGAGUUUGGCUUUACAGUGGCGACACAGAUGCAAAUGUACCUGUUACCUCAUCCAGAAGCUUGAUAAACACCUUAAAGCUUCCCAUCAAGACUGCCUGGCAUCCAUGGUACACUAAGAAUGAGGUUGGCGGGUAUGUGGUGGAAUAUAAAGGACUGACUUUUGCUACAGUCAGAGGAGCAGGACAUCUUGUUCCCAGCUACAAACCAGAGAGCGCACUUCAGAUGAUUUCCUCAUUUCUUCAAGGAAGGUUCCCUCCAAAAUGAUCCUCCAGCACUCACAUUCUUGAAAACAAAUAACAGAGAGAGAGAGAGAGAGAAUUUGAUGGAAGUCAUCAUAAUAGAGUUGCAAUGUCCCA
Rubroshorea leprosula is the source of this 1577-nucleotide messenger RNA. The record is from the annotation of a GenBank genome assembly. NCBI's taxonomy places the organism in Eukaryota, Viridiplantae, Streptophyta, Magnoliopsida, Malvales, Dipterocarpaceae.